AUGGAAUACUGUUUUUGGUACUUCACGAUUGCAGUUUUCUCAAUCUACUGCUUACUAUCGUGGCAAAGAAGACCUAAGAACUUUCCACCGGGGCCAAGAGGGUUUCCUGUGCUUGGGAUCGUGCCUUAUUUCGGAAAGUAUCCCGAAAAAGUUCUUAGCAAGUUUGCUGAUCAGUACGAAAGUCGGGUCAUGUCAUUUCGUAUGGGCCGAAUGGACUGGAUCGUACUAAAUGACAUUGAAACUAUAACACAGGCGUUGGUAAAGCAGGGAGAGGAUUUUGCUGGGCGGCCGAAGUCGCCAUUAUUCGAUAUGUUGACCAACGGUUGUGGAAUUGUAUUCGUCGAUGGCGAAAAAUGGAAGGCGCAGCGAAAGUUUGGUAUUAUGACACUAAGAAGUCUAGGAAUGGGCAGAGGGUCCUUGGAUGACAUAAUGAACUACGAAUUUGAAGUCCUCUGCCAUUUUCUAUCAAGCGGCGGGUCACAAGAAAAUGUUAUGACUCUCUUUCGGAAAGCAGUAACUAAUGUCACAUGCUCCGUUCUAAUGGGAAAACGAUACGACUACGACGAUCCAGUUUUGAACAAUAUUACAGAACAUAUAAGACCGAGUAAAACAGUCGUCAUGUACUCACCGAUUCUUCGGUUUAUCCCGCCUUUCCGUUGGACAUACAAGAAGAUAGUAAACAGCAUUGAACAGGUUACAGGUAUAACUGAUAUAAUACAUGUUAAUGCUGUCUAUAAUUUGGUUUAA
This is a messenger RNA of Ciona intestinalis (vase tunicate), 747 nucleotides long. The record is from RefSeq and is a predicted model, not a curated record. Lineage: Eukaryota; Metazoa; Chordata; Ascidiacea; Phlebobranchia; Cionidae.